This is a messenger RNA of Sardina pilchardus (European sardine), 2280 nucleotides long. It is a transcript of the gene gpr20, whose product is annotated as G protein-coupled receptor 20. The transcript has a single exon. NCBI's taxonomy places the organism in Eukaryota, Metazoa, Chordata, Actinopteri, Clupeiformes, Clupeidae. Bases 1 to 1062 code for a protein of 353 amino acids. Gene Ontology annotation, molecular function: G protein-coupled receptor activity. Gene Ontology annotation, biological process: phospholipase C-activating G protein-coupled receptor signaling pathway; positive regulation of Rho protein signal transduction. The record is from RefSeq and is a predicted model, not a curated record. Gene Ontology annotation, cellular component: plasma membrane.
AUGGAGUUGUCGUCGACUGAGAGGCCUUCAACCACAAACGUCACUACAACGCUGUGUCCCACGGUCACAACUAACGUUUCCAAAGUCACCAGAGAACCCUUCUUGAAUAGCCUGGCCCACCUUGAUGAGGGACUCUACAAUGACUUCUACAGUCUAUGGAUUGCACUGUUGGUCAUCAACACCCUUAUCUUCAUGGUGGGAAUGGUCCUCAACACGCUUGCCCUAUAUGUCUUCUGUUUUCGCACCAAGCCCAAGACCACCUCCGUCAUCUACACCAUCAACCUGGCUAUCACUGACCUUCUGGUCAACCUAUCUUUGCCCACGCGCAUCAUACUGUACUACAGUGGUGGCAAAUGCAUCAACUGCUCCUAUGUGCACAUCUUCAGCUACUUUGUGAAUAUGUACUGCAGCAUCCUCUUCCUCACCAGUAUCUGUGUGGACCGAUACCUGGCCAUAGUGCAGGUGGAGGCCUCGCGCAAAUGGCGCAGCCCCAACGUGGCGAAGGUGGCCUGCGUCUGUAUCUGGCUGUUCGCUGUGGUGGUCACCUACUCGUUCCUGACCUGCUGCCUGACGUGCCUCUUCGCCCUGACCGUGUUUGAGUUCUUCCUGCCGCUGCUGAUCAUCGCCAUCUUCACCGUGCGGAUCGUGUGCGCGCUGGCCAGUCCUGGCCUGAUGCAGCAGAGUCGCGAGCGGAGGCGGCGGGCGGUGCAGCUGCUGACCAGCGUGCUGGUCAUCUUCACCCUCUGCUUCACGCCCUUCCACGUGCGCCAGGUGCUGCUCUACUUCAACCCGGAGAUGCCGCACCACGCCGUGGCGUACCACGUCACCGUCACCCUGAGCAGCCUCAACAGCUGUCUGGACCCCGUGGUGUACUGCUUUGUGACCAACAACUUCCAGUCCACCAUGAAGGGCUUCUUCCGUAAGGCAGAGGCUGAGCAGACCAGCGGGGACAUUGUGAGCAUGCAGAAGAGCUCCAAAGGCACAGGCACAGUGACUGCCAUCGCUCACAGCAUGAUGCUCAUGAACCUGGCAACAGCCCAGGAGGAGCAGAUCCCUGCAUAAUGUUAUUAUUCUCUCUUAUACCCGUACUUUGGAGGUUGAUCUGAUGUUGACAAUUACUGUACAUUUUGGGCAGUUCAAGACUCCACAUUGAACAUGGAGUGAUUUUGGGGCUGUUUGUAGAGGCCUAUGUUUUUGUUCAUUGUUUUGAGAAAAAUAAUGAUUGCAUAAGUGCAACCACCCAGUAUUUGUGACCAUUUAAUCUAAUCUACUUGCAGACCAUACAGACAAAUAAUCAGAGGAAUCUCCAUGAUUCUCCUGAUUCAUGACCUGGGUUUAUCUAUACGUACACUUUGAAAAUGCUUGGAAAAACUGUCCAAAUGUAAAGGCCCCAAAUCAUAGUGAUGAUCCAAAAAUGAACACCCAUGUGUGUCGGCACAGAGAGUGUUUGAUACAGGUAGGCUAACCAAGAUGGGAAGGGGCCAGUGAAUUAUUAAUCAUUUCACAUGACCUUCUCAAGUGGUAAACAUCAUUCAGAAUGAACAACCUACGGAGGAGGGUGCUAGCACCGCGGUUCCACAAUAAUGCCAUGCUGGUUCUGUCUGGGUAAUGCAGUUACUAGAACACGAAGUGAGUUUGACUCUUUACCAGAAUCAUGGAAUCGACCUUUAGUCUAUUUAUAAUACUGUUAUAACACUGUUUUAUCUGUCUACUUUGGUAUGCAAUUUGUUUUGCUCUUUCAUAUUGAGAUGAUUAUACCACCAUCAAAGGGCUGUGACGCAUUGCCUUGAUGUGUCUUUUUUUGAUCAUGUUCAAACGAAUAAGGGCCGUCUGUUAGCAUGUCUGUGUCACAACAGUUAUUAAAUUAUGUGUGCCUGCUGUUCAUAGCUAGUGUCCUACUCCCCUAACAUGCUGAUGUACAUGUGCUGAGUGAAUGUAUGAUACUUAUACACAUGUGGGCCGAGGCUAAAUGUUUAUGUGUAGGCCUACACAAAGUAUACUACGAAAAUGCUUGGUAAAACAUUAUGUAUUAGGCUUGUACCUGUAGAUGGUACACACUUUAAACCACAACAGUAACUGGUUUUACAUACCUAAACCAUAUCCUCUAAGCUUUGAGAUGGAAGGGUCGAGGAUGAUGCCACUGGAAAUCUGUCAGAGGACCAAAUAAACCUUUCCUGUAAGCCAAGUCAAGAGUCAAGAGAAUUGAGCAUUAAAGACCUGAUAAACUGGCCCCAGCCGUGGUGCGACUGGCUGGGGCACCUGCACCGCACGCCGGCGACC